Molecule: messenger RNA, 1518 nt
Organism: Oncorhynchus tshawytscha (Chinook salmon)
Lineage: Eukaryota; Metazoa; Chordata; Actinopteri; Salmoniformes; Salmonidae
Product: beta-1,3-galactosyltransferase 1-like
Exons: 2
Coding region: 1-1338 (445 amino acids)
Cellular component (GO): membrane
Molecular function (GO): N-acetyl-beta-D-glucosaminide beta-(1,3)-galactosyltransferase activity
Source: RefSeq, a predicted model, not a curated record
AUGGUGGAACCUCUGGCAGAACUAAACCUGUCCCCAGCUGAUAGAUCUCCAACAUGGUGCUCCUUCCACUGUUCAGUGGAAGAUGGCCUGAAAGGAGAAAGAAGUCAGGAGAUGGCGGAAGGUGGGAGACGCUGCUGCUGGUCCGGUUUUCGUUGCCGUUUCCUCAUCCUGCUCGUCACAGUGGCGGCCAUCUUGUUCUUCACCAACCACCAGUCAGCAGAGUGUGUCCCAAGAUGGUGGGCAGAAUACCAUGGUCGUUCAGUCAACACCAGUAGCGAAGCAGUUCCUCUCAACACCACUGGUUUUACCAUAGACGCUCAUAAAACUGCGUCUGCCAAUUCAACAGAUCGUCAGACUUCACUUAUCCACUCUACUCAACAGGCCAUCAAACUCAACACAACACAUCAUGAAACUAGUUCCAUCACCUCUGCACUGACCAUCAUCACUAAUCUGAUCACAGAGGUCAAGGCAGUUCUGGCCACUCCUCCUCCGUAUGUGUCCCCAGGACCGUACCAUGUAGAAUACCCAUCAGAAUACAUCUUCAUCCUGGAUGAGCCAGAGAAAUGCCGAGAGCAGAACCCCUUCCUGGUUCUGAUGGUGCCAGUGGCGCCCUAUAACAGGGAGGCCCGUGAGGCCGUCCGCAGGACUUGGGGCAGUGAGAGGCAGGUACUGGGCAGAGAGGUCUGUCUGUUCUUCCUGCUGGGACUUCCCAGUGGAGAGGAGAAAGAGCAGCUCCAGGAGAAGGUGCUGCAGGAGAGCAAAGAGCACCAGGAUCUGCUGCAGAGCGACUUCAUAGACAGCUACAAAAACCUGACCAUCAAGACCAUGGUGAUGAUGGAGUGGCUGAGCUCUCGCUGCCCCAACGCCUCCUACGCCAUGAAGAUCGACUCAGACAUGUUCCUCAACGUGAACACCUUGGUCAACAUGCUGCUUCACGCUCCAACGCAGAACUACCAGACUGGACUAGUGGCCCGACGGGGCGCUGUUCUAAGAGACCGUAACUCCAAAUGGUACCUUCCAAAGGAGGUGUUUCCUGAACCGGUAUAUCCACCUUAUGCUCUGGGCCUGGGCUAUGUCUUCACCUUAGACCUCCCCAGGAAGCUGGUGGAGGCGUCCAGGCAUGUUAAAGCCGUCUACAUAGAGGAUGUGUAUCUGGGACUGUGUAUGAGACACCUGGGCAUCCGGCCUACUGACCCCCCCAGUGGAAACCUCUUCCAGGUUUUCCCUGUGGCUUAUGACCGCUGCACCUACUCACGGCUGAUAGCCACCACCACACACAGUAUCACUCACCAGGUCAACGCAUGGACAGACCUACACAAACCAGGUCCUCCCUGCUGAUCUCAUACAGUAACAGACUGACUGAUGUACCAAUCACUUCCUUAGUUUGUUCUUGGCAACGAUGUAAAUCUGGUGAAUUUGUAAUGCAUUUCCACUUUGAUUAAAUCCUUUAAUAAUCAUGAUGAUGUUACUGAAUUUGGAUUAGACACACUUCCAGUCUUAUAUCCUUUGUGGUGCUGG